This is a messenger RNA of Ostreobium quekettii, 1740 nucleotides long. The record is from the annotation of a GenBank genome assembly. NCBI's taxonomy places the organism in Eukaryota, Viridiplantae, Chlorophyta, Ulvophyceae, Bryopsidales, Ostreobiaceae.
AUGGCCGAGCCGCAGCGCCAGGCCGGCCUCUGCGACCUGCCCGACGCCUGCCUGGAGGCCGUGCUGGCAUUCCUGCCCCCGGUCGACCUCCUCUCCUUCCAGGGCGCUUGCCGCCGCUUCCGCGACGUCGGUCGCUCGCCCUCCCUCUGGAUCCGCAAGCUGCGGUGCGACUACGGCCUGCGGGCGGCCCCGGAGCGCGGUUCGUCCCACCUGGAGCCCCAGAGGCUGUACCAGAGCCUGGCAUGCCAGCCGCAGGCGGCGCCGCUGAGGUUCACGGGCCUGCUGACCGACGGUGGCGUGGACGAAGGCCAUCCGGCCUUCUGGUGCGGGAACAUGUUCGAGGGCGAACGGGCGCGGUGCUACUCCAGCGAGAUGCACCGCAACCGCGACGUGCGGGUGGCGGCCGGCCUGCUGUCGGACGUCCCAGCCUCCCCCCGCCCCUUCCCCUCCCCGCUGGAUCGCCCGCCCGUCCGCCAGCCCCUCCGCCAGGAGCCCACGCUGGCGACGUGGCCGGGCGGCUCAGGGCCCGCCAUUUACGACCGGAGGGCGAUGGAGGGUUGGGCAUCAUCCGAUCCCAGGGCCACCGCGAUCGUGCAGGCGGUGGCGGUGUCGCGGGAGGGCAGGCUGACCUGCCCGGUGCGCUGCGGCGCCGUCUUCCUUGCAAACACCUCGAACGCCAUGGGGGUGGAGGAGCUGUACGGCGCCACGCGCGGCCGAUGGGUGGACGCGAUGGCGGGGCUGGGGUCCUGCGACGCGGUGAUCGCCGCGGCCGGAUCGGGGUCCCUGCCCCGCGCUGCCGAGCGGAGGGCAUCGACGCACGGGGAGUGGGUGGAGUUCGACCACCCCGAUGGGUAUCGGCUGGGGGAAUUCCGCCCCGUGGUCUGGUUCCGCUUCUUCUCGAGGGAGGAGGCCAGGCUGGCGCGGCGGGCCAGCUGGGAGGAGCGGGCGCCGGCCGAGGAGGGGCCCCCGGCUGCGGCAUGCACGAGCCCGGUGCAGGGCCUGCAGACAGGCCACCCCUCCCAGACCGCCCGCCAUCCGCCAUGCCUUCCCGCCGAGAUCCCCGACCUCUCCCCCCUGGCGUCGGCGUCCAGCGGAGGGAUGUCCUCCGACGCCAGCGGCGACCCGCCCGCCGCCUCCCGGCCCCUUGAUGGCCCCAGCAACGAGCGGAAUCGGGAUGCCGGCCCCAGCGCCGGGGAGGCGUGGGCGGGCAGGGCCGUGUUCGCCGCAUCGCCGCGUGGAGCGGCGGAGCCGUCCGGCGCCAGCACCUCCGGGCAUUCGCAGGCCAUUGAUCGGGAUCAGGCGGCGGUGCUCCCACCCGGCCUGGAUGGACUGGACGAGGAUUUGUUCCCGGAUGCCAUCGCCUCGCUCGUGGGGUUUGGGGGGGGGUCGGCGGUGGUGGAGCGGGCGGGGGGGGGGGCCGGGGCUGGGCCGUCGGCGGCCGCUCAGGACGACGACGUGGGGAGCGCGACCGCCAGCGACGGCGCCAGCGCGCCCAGCGCGAUAACACUCUGGCCGGGCCACGAGGCGGACAUGGGCAGCGACAGCGACGAUGACUGGAACGUCGAUCUGGAUGUGGAAGACGACCCGUUCGCACUGCUCUGGGGCCCCCAGGUGGGGGCGCGGCCUGAAGAUUUUGGUCGUGUGUGUGUCGCCGCAUUUUUUGGUCGCUCUAUUCUUUUUGUGGUUGCUGUAACUAUGGCCAGUCCCAGGCUGCUGAUCAUCACAGCCAACCGCAGAUAA